AUGCGCUUCUCUGCCUCUACCUCCGGUCCUGGCACACCGCUACGUCCAGGCCUCAGGGUCAGCCAAAUUGGCCAUUUCGGAAGUCCGGGCCCUCUCGCGGUGGCUGCUGUAGGUUUCGCAGUUCAGGACGAGACCACCCUUCGCGAGACGGAGUUCUGCAUCCUGAUCAUCGUUCCUCCUCCGUCUCCGGACGACCCGCAAGAGAGUUCCGAGGAAACAAUUGUCCAUCGCUACCUCGAUCUCUACAAGAAGCAGGCCUGGGUGGAACUCCUCGGCGGGCUGGAAUCGGCCUGUAGACCGGUCGUCACGGCGACCAAGACGGACGAGGCCAGAGACACGUUUGAGUCCGAAUUGAAACACGGCUCCCGGCUUUUCCAGCUGGUUCCGGGGGAGGAUGCAGACACGCCCGGAUUCGAACCGUUUCAGCCGGAGCCCAUGAGAGUCGACUGGGGCCUAGUCAAGGAGGAUGUCAAAGACGUUCCGGUUUUUGCCUUGUCGGACGUCGAGCGGUUUCGCUUGUUGACGAAUCAGGUCCACGAAGUCACCAUCAACGGGCGGGCCUAUGUCUACAAGCUUGCCAGAGAUCCGGAGUUUGUCCGAGAGAUCUCGAUGUUGCGGAAGCUGGAGGCGUUGAGCAGGAAAGGACACCCCACUCUCCGGGCCCCGAAGCUGGAAGGGCUCAUCGGCCUGGAUACGAUAUUCGAAGGGAUUCUCAUGACGUGCAUCCCGUCCCCCCGCAGUCUGGAUCGUCUGAUUCUCGGUGACUGCGAGAUAAGCCUCGCCGACCGUCAGAGGUGGUAUGACCAGGUCUCCGAGGCCGUGCAAACUCUGCAUCAGGAGGGUCUCUGCUGGGGAGAUGUCAAGGCGGCAAAUGUGGUGAUUGAUGGCGAAGGCGACGCCUGGCUGAUCGAUUUCGAAGGCGGCGCCAGCUGGGGCUGGAUCGACAAGAAGCUGAAAGAUACCAUGGCUGGAGACUUGCAAGGCUUGAGCAAGCUUCACGAGAUGUUGGGCCUGGGAGCCUCCUGA
Aspergillus aculeatus ATCC 16872 is the source of this 1026-nucleotide messenger RNA. RefSeq lists its product as uncharacterized. The record is from RefSeq and is a predicted model, not a curated record. Bases 1 to 1026 code for a protein of 341 amino acids. NCBI's taxonomy places the organism in Eukaryota, Fungi, Ascomycota, Eurotiomycetes, Eurotiales, Aspergillaceae. The transcript has a single exon.